Paecilomyces variotii is the source of this 1148-nucleotide messenger RNA. RefSeq lists its product as hypothetical. The coding region runs from base 448 to 954 and encodes 168 amino acids. The transcript has a single exon. Gene Ontology annotation, cellular component: membrane. Lineage: Eukaryota; Fungi; Ascomycota; Eurotiomycetes; Eurotiales; Thermoascaceae. The record is from RefSeq and is a predicted model, not a curated record.
CUACUAGUCGUGAGAGCGUGGCCGCACUACUUACAGACGUAAGUAUUCGUCCAACACCGCUUCUCGGUGCAACUGUUGUCCCUUCUGACAAUCGGGAUGGGACCGUAGAAAUCUAGCAUCGACAGAGUCGAACCUAAAGAUAUGGGCAAUGGACUACCAGCAUUAAGCCAUCGAACAUGCGUGGUGUAAUUUGCCUCUAUUUCUUCAGCUCGGUUUCAGGCCGCCCAUGGCUUUCGCUCUUUUCCUGUUAAGACUUUUGGCCCCCUACUUAAGUACUUAAUUUUAGGCUGUGGUACAUUACCUAGCCAUCUACGAAGGGGUAAGGUAUGCCAAUUUGACCAUAAUCAUAUACAUAUUUCAUAUUUCCAAGACGCUCACUUGUCAGAGUCAAGAUUCAGAAUCUCGAGAAUCCUUCAGACUCAUUAGAAUCCUCCUUUUUUUUCAAUUAUGAGUUCCUCUUCGACAGGCCUUGGCCUCAGAGCCGCUGGCAUUCUCGACUCCAACACUCCCAAUUACGGUCCCGCUUUCUUAGGCUUCCACUUCCUCUUUGCCUACGGCGUUCUCUCCUCACGGACCCUGAAACAAUGGUACGGCAUCGACCACAAUGAGUCGCCACGCGAGGAUCUGGUCAAAUAUGGCGAGGACGCGGUGCGCACCGGUAAAAUCACACGCAGACAGCUGGAUAUGCUCAAGCGCAAUGAAGCGGCGCAUGCCAAUUCGGUGGAGAACUUCACGUUGCUUGUUGCGAGCGUCCUCUUCGCUUCACACGCUGGCGUUCCGGCACAUACAAUUAAUGCCGCUUGUCUGUCAUACACUGUUGCGCGGAUGAUCUAUGGCACGGUUUAUAUUCUUAUUGACCAUCCGACGUGGAGUCAAGUGCGCGGGAUCACAUGGUGGUGGGGGAAUCUGAGUUGUCUGUUUCUGCUGUGGAAGGCCGGAAAGCGUUUGGCUUAGUUCAUAUAUCGAUAUGGAGUAUUCCUGCAGGGACAAGUCCACGGAAAUCUUCUGAUUCAGUGUAGGAAAGAUCUGUGAAAGAUGCUCCUCAUGGUAUAGGGUACACUGCUGCUCGGUCUGAGCGGCGCCGAAGAGUCCGAGAUUGGCUCCAAUGAAACUGAUUACAACUCUAGAAUAUCUUAUCAAGAGCUCUA